Messenger RNA from Orycteropus afer afer, 1530 nucleotides. It is a transcript of the gene AGT, whose product is annotated as angiotensinogen. NCBI's taxonomy places the organism in Eukaryota, Metazoa, Chordata, Mammalia, Tubulidentata, Orycteropodidae. Gene Ontology annotation, biological process: regulation of systemic arterial blood pressure by renin-angiotensin. Gene Ontology annotation, molecular function: serine-type endopeptidase inhibitor activity. The record is from RefSeq and is a predicted model, not a curated record.
AUGGCCCCUGCCAACGUGAACCUGAGGGCCACCGUCUUCUGUCUGUUAGCCUGGGCUAACCUGGCCACCAGUGACCGGGUGUAUAUCCACCCCUUCCACUUCCUUACCUACAACAAGAGCAGCUGUGAGGACCUGGAGAUAGCCCAUGAAGAGGGAACCCCAGUCCCAACCUUCAUCCCUGUUCCGAUUCAGGCCAAGACAUCCUCUGUGGAUGAGGAGGCCCUGAGAAUCCAACUGGCAUCAGCAGUCAAUAAACUGGAGGAGAUUGACAGGGUGAGGGCCCUGGGGGUUGGGACACUGAUCAACUUGAAGGGCCUGCAUGUGUACACUGUGCUGAGCAAGACGUGGCACAAAGCCCAUGUGUUCUCCCCAGUAGCUCUCUUUGGCACUCUGGCCUCUUUCUACCUAGGGGCAUUGGACCCCACAGCCAGCAAAUUACAGACAUUUCUGGGUGUCCCUUUAGACACCCAGAGCUGCACUUCCCGACUGGAUGGACAUAAGGUCCUCUCUGCCCUACAGACCAUCCAGGGCUUUCUUGUGGACCAGGACAGGAAAUACGAUGAUGUCCAGCUGCUCCUGUCCACAGUCGUGGGCCUUUUCACAGCUCCCAGCCUGUCCCUGAAGCAGCCAUUCGUGGAAGGCCUGGCUCCCUUUGCCCUCGUCACUCUUCCACGCUCCUUAGAUUUGUCCACAAACCCAGAUCUCGCUGCUGAGAAGAUCAAGAGAUUCAUCAAGGCCGUGACAGGGUGGAAAAUAAGCAUACCCCUGGCAGGAAUCAGCCCAGACAGCACUCUGCUUUUCAACACCUUUGUCCACUUCCAAGGGACUUUGAAGGGACUGUCCCUGCUGGCGGAGCCCCAGGAGUUCUGGGUGGACAACACCACCACAGUGUCUGUGCCCAUGCUCUCAGGCACUGGCAUCUUCCAGCACUGGAACGAUGCCAGCAACAACUUCUCUGUGACCCGAGUGCCCUUCAGCGAGAAUGCCUGCCUACUACUGAUCCAGCCCCAGGAUGCCUCAGACCUAGAGAAAGUUGAGGCCCAUACUCUCCAGGUUGACUUCCUGACGCGCAAGAAGAAUGUGGCUCCUCGGGUCAUACGCCUGACCAUGCCCCAUCUGGUGCUGGAGGACUCCUAUGACCUGCAGGACCUGCUUACCCAGGCUAAGCUGCCUACUCUGCUGGGCCCUGAUGCACACUUGGGCAAAAUAAGCGACACCAACAUUAGAGUUGGAAAGGUACUGACUAGCAUCCUUUUUGAACUCAAAGUGGAUGAAGGCAAGCAGCCCUCAGAGUCAGCCCAGCAGCCUGGAGAGCCUGAAGCCUUGGAGGUGACCCUCAAUAGCCCAUUCCUGUUUGUAGUCUAUGAGCAGCAAGCAGCCACUGCCCACAUCCUGGGCCGUGUGACCAACCCACAGUGCAGGGCUUUGCUUUGUGCUGGAGAGAAGUCAUUUCUCCCUGAUAGAAGAGAUGCUGUGUAUAAUGAGCCUCAGGUGAUACCCCAGGCUUCCCAAGGUGGUCAGUUGGAUUGA